AUGCACUUCUUUGCACCAUCCCUUUGGAUAUUAUGGGGAGCUACGGCUAUUGCGUCCACUACCGAAGCACAAGCUCAAACCCCGUCCAGUGUGCUUUCUCUAACAAAGGAUACAUUCAACAGUUUUAUCACUCAGCAUGAUCUAGUACUAGCCGAGUUUUACGCACCCUGGUGUGGUCACUGCAAGGCGCUUGCCCCGGAAUAUGAGAAGGCCGCAACAGAAUUGAAGGCCAAGAAUGUGUCCUUAGUCAAGGUUGACUGCACCGCAGAGGAGGCUCUCUGCAAGGACCAGCAGGUUGAGGGAUUCCCUACCCUUAAGAUCUUUCGUGGGCUUGGUAGUGUUAAGCCUUACACGGGAGCUCGCAAGGCCGACGAUAUUAUUUCCCACAUGGUCAAAGAGUCUCUGCCUGCGGUAUCUCCUAUUACGCCCGAGAACCAUGACGAGAUUAAGAAUAUGGAUGAUAUUGUUGUUAUCGGAUACUUCAAACCUGAUGACAAGUCUUCCAACAAGAUUUUCACUUCUAUUGCUGAGACACUUAGAGGUAACUACCGUUUUGUCACGGCCAGCGAUCGAAGUCUCCUCACUAGAGAAGGUGUUAAACCGCCUUCCAUUGCCCUGUACAAACCCUUCGAUAACAAGAAAGAUAUUUAUGAAGGAAAGAUCGAGGAGAAUACAGUCCUUAACUGGAUAAAGACUGCCAGUACUCCUCUCGUCGGUGAAAUCAACCCAGAGACUUACUUUGCGUAUAGCACGGCUGGUAUUCCUCUGGCAUAUAUCUUCGCGGAAACAAAGGAAGAGCGUGACAAGCAUACUGUUGAGUUUAAGCCUCUGGCCGAGAGGUAUAAAGGUGCUAUUAACAUUGCUACGAUUGAUUCAAAGGAGUUCGGUGCGCAAGCAGAGCUUCUCAACCUCAAUGCCUCUAUCUUACCAGCAUUCGCUAUUCAUUACCCUGAAACGAACACUAAGUACCCUUACAGCCAGUCCAGCCCACUGGCCCUUCCUCAGAUUGAUCAGUUUAUUCAGGAUGUCCUUGAUGGUAAGGUUCUACCAAGUAUCACAUCCCAGCCAGUGCCUGAAACUCAGGAAGGCCCUGUCACGGCUGUCGUGGCACAUUCCUACGAGGAACUUGUCAUCGACAAUGAAAAGGAUGUUCUCCUCAUGUUCUACGCCCCCUGGUGUAAAUACUGCAAGGCUCUUGCUCCCCAUUAUGAGGAACUUGCAAGCUAUUUUGCCGACAGUUCACAUGUAACGAUCGGCAAGAUUGAUGCGACGGCCAAUGAUAUUCCUGAAGUCAUCGAGGGCUUCCCCACCAUCAAGCUAUACCCUGCUGGAGCCAAAGAAUCCCCCAUCAACUAUGAAGGCCCUCGUUCGGUGGAGGAUCUUGCAAACUUUGUCAGAAAGAAUGGGAAGCAUGGGGUUGCAGCCAGGAUCACCGCUGGCAAUAACCAGACCAGCCUUGGCUCCCAUGACGAAUUGUAG
Aspergillus bombycis is the source of this 1479-nucleotide messenger RNA. RefSeq lists its product as uncharacterized. The coding region runs from base 1 to 1479 and encodes 492 amino acids. The transcript has 4 exons. Gene Ontology annotation, molecular function: protein disulfide isomerase activity. Gene Ontology annotation, cellular component: endoplasmic reticulum. NCBI's taxonomy places the organism in Eukaryota, Fungi, Ascomycota, Eurotiomycetes, Eurotiales, Aspergillaceae. Gene Ontology annotation, biological process: protein folding; response to endoplasmic reticulum stress. The record is from RefSeq and is a predicted model, not a curated record.